Messenger RNA from Maniola jurtina (meadow brown), 3768 nucleotides. RefSeq names its product equilibrative nucleoside transporter 3 (gene Ent1). NCBI's taxonomy places the organism in Eukaryota, Metazoa, Arthropoda, Insecta, Lepidoptera, Nymphalidae. The coding region runs from base 219 to 1607 and encodes 462 amino acids. The record is from RefSeq and is a predicted model, not a curated record. Gene Ontology annotation, molecular function: nucleoside transmembrane transporter activity. The transcript has 7 exons. Gene Ontology annotation, biological process: nucleoside transmembrane transport. Gene Ontology annotation, cellular component: plasma membrane.
GUCAAUGAAGUCAACUGUCAAAAUCAAAAAUUCAUAAAUUAAAAUCAAAAUAUCGAUGGGAAAUUCGCAGCUGGUCGUGUUUGUAAAUUAUUCCGAACUUGUUAAUUUGCAAUCUAAUAUUUACAUAGUUUUCUGAGUAAAACGGCAUGGCGCUCGCGUUUAACCAACGCAGAAUUUGAACCAUUUUAAUCGGCUAGUAAGUCAUUCAGAACGGAUUCAUGAGGAUAGCUGAUUGUUUUGAAAAAAUGGAUGUAACUGGAUCAAUUAACAAUGAAGAUUUGAUAGAGGCUGUUGAGAAUGAAGAGGACGUGGACUACUCGGAGGAGAGGGAGUUAGUGGAGGACUCGUGCUCCACUAAAGUCCUGGACACGUGCGAGGAACCGCGAGAUAGAUAUUGCAUUGUGUACAUUUUGUUUUAUUUGUUUGGGAUUUCUUCUCUCGUGCCUUGGAACUUCUUGAUCACUGCUAAUGACUAUUGGAUGUACAAAUUCCGCGAUGUUGAGCCCAAGAACCUCACGAUGUAUGUGCGGAAGACUCAGUUCCAAGCAGAGUUCACAUCCUAUCUCAAUGUGGCGACUGCUAUACCCAACUUGAUAUUUCUCAUAUUGAAUUCAUUGUAUGGACAUUGGGUAUCUAUGAGAAGCAGACUUCAAGGAGCCCUGAUAAUAGUGACACUGUCGCUUCUAGUGACCACGUCAUUCGUACAGGUGGACACAGACCAGUGGCAGAACACGUUCUUCAUCAUCACUAUAGUGACUGUAGUCAUUAUGACAGCUGCCAGCGCAGUCUUCAUCGGCUGCCUAGUGGGUAUAGCGAGCAAAUUCUCCAAAGAAUAUAUGGCGGCCGUAGUAAGCGGACAAUCCUUAGGCGGCAUCAUAGCGGCCAUCGCCCAGAUCAUUUCCUUAGCCUUCAAAAUAUCCCCGUUACAUAGCGCGCUUAUAUACUUCUGUAUAGCGGACAUCAUGGUCGUACUGUCCCUUAUAUCCUACGUUUUGCUAUACAAAAUAGAUUUCUUUACAUACCACAUUUUGAGGGGAUCUGGUGGUAUGGCGACCAAUAGGCACAGGGAAGCGUCUAUGCUGGGUAUACUGAGGAAGAUCUGGGUGUAUGCGUUCAGUAUAUUUGCGGUGUUCGGGAUUUCUAUGGCGGUGUAUCCAGCUGUGACUGUGUUGGUGGAGUCGCAUCCGGUUACUGCUGGGACUGAUUGGAACAAUAUUUUCUUCGUGCCGGUGGUGAACUAUCUAAUAUUCAAUUGCGGAGACUAUUCUGGACGUCUAGUCGCCGGAUUUUUACUGCGGCCCAAUAACCAGUGGGUGAUAGCUGGGGCCAGUAUACUGAGGAUCAUCGGAGUGCCGAUGCUGAUGCUCUGCAACGCUCAGCCGCGCAAGCACCUGCCCGUGGUGUUCCUGUGGGACUACGAGUACAUCCUCAUCAUGAUCGUGUUCGCCUUCACCAACGGCUACCUCACCAACAUCGUCAUGAUCAACUCUACCAGGGUGGUAGAAAUGCACGAACGAGAGAAAGCGUCCUCGGUUGUAGCCACCAUGCUAAGCGUCGGCCUGACCGUAGGCGCGGCCGUAGGUAUGCUACUAGUGAGAUUACUAUAAAACAAAUUAUUAUUAAUUAGCCAAUUAGCUUACAUUUUCGUUUAUAGCAUUUUUGACUGUAAAAAUAGUUUUUUAAUGACUUGACACUGAGUUUAUUUCAGAAAGAUGAAAAUUUAUUAUUUUGGAAUAUAGAUUUUUUUAAUUUUUGUGUUCGUUGCGUUUUAUGAUGAGAUACAUAAUAAAGACGUGUGAAGUUAAAUGAUUUAUCUAGGAGUGAUUUUUCGAUUGCGAAAUAAACUUUUACUGGUCAGUAAAUUUGACAUUUUGAUAGAUUUCCAUAAGAUUUUUAAUACAAAAACCGACAAAAAGUCAAACUUAUUUAUCAGUUAAAUAUUAUUUGGCAAUCAAAAGUAGGUCCUAAAAGGAAUCGCAUAAAGCUACAUAAUGUAUUAAAUUUUUUUUUAUAAGAAAACAUCAGAAUUAUCAACCUGCCUUUUUUAAUUCUCAUUAACAUUUUACUGUAAUUCUUGAGAACUUAAAUGCUACAAAAUAUUGUGAACAUAUUUUUAUAUUUUGAAAAAUUAAGGUGCUUAGUACCUGAAAAAUCAUGACUAUUGUAUUUUAUUAUCUAGGGACGUAAUAUUUAUGUGUCUUUAUAUAAAAAUAACAUUAAUAACCUUAAAAUAUAAUAUCAUGUGUACAUCAGUAAGUCAAAGAUAAAUAUCAAGAAUUAUAUUAUUAAUGCUAGUAAAUAUAUUAUUAAUUAUGGUAACCUUUUUAUGCCUAUGUUUUGCUAAAUGCUAUGAUUUCACAUAUUAGACAAAACGUAUUACGAAACGUUAUUAUACAUGAUUAAUUUAUACAGUAAACAUGAGUACUAACCGAUCACGCCUAUUUAGAAUAGAAUUAAUUAUUCUUUACUUUAUUUGUAAGUAUAGCGAUUUUUUUUUUAAUUUUUAUGCUUUAUUUGUAGAAAAUAAGCAGCGAUUGUGAUAUUCAAAACGAUAUUUUUUUCGUUUGACUAAUAUUUAUGUCUUAUUAAGUGUUCAAUAUAAACAUACCUUCAUUUUUUUAAUUUUAUAAAUAAUAUCAUAGGUGCCUUUUUUAUAAAAACAUUUUUGUAACGCAAUUUUGACAUAUUAGACAAUUUUAUACAUUCAUUUUAAAAUGUAUAAAUGCAAUUUUUACUUUUUUUUAAUAUGAUUUUUAAAUAUUAUUUUGCAUUGAGUCUGUUACAAGUCAUUUCAUACAUUUGUAACAUUUAUAUUUUUUUUUUAAUAAUUUAGUUAUUUAGUUGUAUUGUAACGUUUCAUAGCGUAGACAUGUUAUAUAACUAUGUUACAGUUCUAUUUCCUGUAAAUUUAACAGCGUUUUUUUGAAAUAUUUACAUGCAAUUGUAAUUUUAUCUUCGUUUUAUUACGUUAAUGUACUGUAGAAGUAUCCUAAUGAAAUAAAUGUGGUCAUUCCAUUCCGUCUUAGAGUAGUAUUGAUGUAACAUUGUAUCUCAAAGAUAUACUUAUUAAUUAAUACCUGUGUACAAUAUUGUAAUCGUCGUAGAUCUCAUAUUAUUAUAUAAGUAGAAUUUAGAAUAUAGGUCAAUUUUAAAACGAUUGCACCUAAAACUAUGUGGGACUUUAUGAUUUAAAUAAAGUUAUUAUUACUAGGUGCUUUGAUUUAAAUAAUAUUAUUAUUAAGUACUUUUACCAAACUGAAACGUCCUGUCAAAAUAGUGUUUCGUCAUGCAAUAUUUUUGGAACAUUUAAAAAUGUCUUAUUUUAAGUGCAGUCGUUUUGUAUAGAUAGAUAACAAUUAUAGAAAACCAAGAAUAAAAUAUAUAUUAGCUUUUAUAUUAAUAAAUUUAAAAAGUUUUUUAUGGAGUUGAUUUUGUGGGUGGUGCCUAUACCAAGGUACCUACCUAUUUACCAAAUGGUACCCAUAUGUUACCAUAAUAUGUUUAUUACUUAACCAUCAGUUUUAUUGUAGUGAAAAUGUUAUUAACUUUAUUACAAUUAAAAUAUUCAAAAAGUUUUUGUAUAGAUCUUAAAUUAAUUUUGAUAAGUAGGUAUAUGUUUAAGUUUUAUUUUUAACAAAAUCUUGCCCAAAUAUUGCAAAGAAAUAAUGACAUUCGUGUUUUAUAUAAUAUUUGACAUUUAUGUAUUAUUGUAAUCACAUUGUCCUAAAUGAUUAUUAUUAUUGUGUCAAUAAAAAUAUGUUAUUAAUA